GGCCUUUGAAGGCCUGGCAUUAUAAAAAGAGAUCUGUGUGGAGAACAUGUACAUACUUGCAAAAUGAAGGUCCUUCUGCUCUUGGGAUUGGUGGCUGUUGCUCUCUGUGAGCCAACUAAAUUUGUGGGAGAUAAGGUCCUCCGUCUGACGCCUGGAUCUGAGGAAGAUGUGACAAUCAUCAGGGAAAUAGGCCACACAAUCAAGGUGGAUUUCUGGAAGCCCGACAGUCCUGACCUGGUGACCGUUGGCAUGACUGUUGAUAUCCAUGUUCCUGCAGCCCAGCUCGACAUGGUCUUCACCAUUUUACAGCAGAGUGGCAUGGAAGUGAAGGUCAUGUUUGAAAAUCUUCAGGAGGCUGUGGAGGCUCAGAUGGACGACAAGAGGGCGACAAAGGCCCAUGACUACACAAAGUACAACAGCUGGGCGACGAUUAAUGAUUGGGUAGUCUCCAUAAGCUCUGCCAAUGCUGACCUGAUCAGCAGACAGGUGAUCGGGAACACUUAUGAGGGACGUCCCAUGCACCUUCUGACGAUUGGGAAGAAGACAGGCUCUGCUAAGCCAGCCAUCUUCAUGGAUUGUGGCUUUCAUGCCAGAGAAUGGAUCACACACGCUUUCUGUCAGUGGUUCAUAAAUGAGGCUGUGUCCACCUACGGCAGUGACCCUGAGAUGACCAACCUUCUGGAUAGAAUGGACUUCUUUGUUUUGCCUGUCUUCAACAUUGAUGGCUAUGAACACACCUGGACCAAUGACAGGAUGUGGAGAAAGACCCGGUCCAGGAACAGUGGUAGCAGCUGUAUCGGUACUGACCCCAACAGAAACUUUGAUGCUGGAUGGUGCACUGUCGGAGCUUCCAGCAACCCUUGCAGUGAAACCUACUGUGGAAGCAGCAUAGAAUCUGAGAUUGAGUCCAAGAAUUUGGCCAACUUCAUCCGCUCCAACAAGUCCAUCAUCAAGGCCUACCUGACCGUUCACUCAUAUUCCCAGAUGCUCCUUUUCCCCUAUUCCUACAAAUAUGGGCUGGCGGCUGAUCACUCAGAGCUGCUGAGUGUGUCUCAAGGAGCUAUCGCGGCUCUGCGCUCCCUGUACGGAACCAGAUACACUAGCGGCCCUGGUGCUGCGACCAUCUACCCUGCUGCUGGUGGCUCUGACGACUGGGCUUAUGACCUGGGUGUGAAGUACUCCUACACCUUUGAGCUGCGUGACGAAGGUCGCUAUGGAUUCCUGCUGCCUGAGUCUCAGAUCAAGCCCACUUGUGAGGAGACCAUGCUGGCUGUCAAAUACAUCGCUAGCCAUGUGCUCAACAACCUGUACUGAGAGGGAACCGUCUCAAAAAGUUUGGCUGUGGCAAAUUACCAUGAUCAGUAAAGCAAUAAAACACAGAA
Molecule: messenger RNA, 1382 nt
Organism: Carassius gibelio (silver crucian carp)
Lineage: Eukaryota; Metazoa; Chordata; Actinopteri; Cypriniformes; Cyprinidae
Gene: cpb1
Product: carboxypeptidase B1 (tissue)
Exons: 11
Coding region: 64-1314 (416 amino acids)
Biological process (GO): proteolysis
Molecular function (GO): metallocarboxypeptidase activity; zinc ion binding
Source: RefSeq, a predicted model, not a curated record